This is a messenger RNA of Dovyalis caffra, 306 nucleotides long. NCBI's taxonomy places the organism in Eukaryota, Viridiplantae, Streptophyta, Magnoliopsida, Malpighiales, Salicaceae. The record is from the annotation of a GenBank genome assembly.
AUGGAGAUUGCGAUAUCGGUGAGAAAGUUACUCUUAUUACUGAUUGGUGAUGGAAGAGGAGGAGAGGUUAUGUAUGAUGAGAGAUCGUUUAACCAGGAGAAAGGCAUGGAUACUGGUUUUGGAAUUGAUGACCAGUAUAAUGUAUAUGACAGUGGCCUAUUUACAUCGCGAAACCCGUUUUCAACUCUAUACCGGCCUAAGAAAGAUGUUGAUGCUGAACUGUCCACGAGACAGGCGGUUGAGUUUGAUAAAGAUGCACAAGAUUCUGAUCUACUUGGUCUUGACCAGUUGUUGAAGAAAGGUUAG